GAGUUUGAGGUCUGCAUAUUAUUAACAUGUUAUUAUUGGAGGUGUUUAGAUAUUGAUCCUGUAUUUCGUGUUAGUUACAAACUCGCGUCUUGGACAACCAGUUAAUACAGAACUAUAGAUACGUACAAGAGGAAAACCGAAGAAAAUGCCGAAAAGAAAGUCUCCAGAGGGUGCUGAAGGCAAAGAUCCUACUAAAGUGAUCAAGCAGGAGCCCACGAGAAGAUCUCAGAGGCUGUCUGAGAAACCGGCUCCACCCAAACCUGAGGCAAAGACCAAGAAGCCAGCCGCUAAGAAACCAGCAGACGACAAGGCUGUGAAGGGCAAGAAAGGAGGGAAGGGGAAGAAGGAGGUGAAGCCAGAGGACGUGCCAGCAGAGAAUGGGGAGGCUAAAACCGACGAGAUCUGCGUCUCUCGCUCCUCUGUUAGCGUGUGCGCCUCUCGGAGUGCGUGCCCCGCCUCGCUGUGGGUCAGAGGGCAGAGUGAGACAGUGAGAGUGAAGGGUAGGGCCUCACAGAGUUCCCAGUGUGCUGUGCUUUGAGGCUUUGAAACUGUGAGUGAGUGUGUGUGUGUCUGUGUGUGUGUUCCUGUCGCCCUGCUGAGUAGUUUCCAGGUAAGCUUUGUUUAGUCAUUAUUAUGUAGAUGCAUUUUGUUUGCAUGUCAUUGGGGGGGAGGGGUUUGCGAGUGCUGUGGUUUCACUGGGGAUAAGCUCUGGGAUUACUGGGAGCAGUCUCCAGAGGGUUACAGGCUUUGAAAUGUCUCCACUGAAACACCAACCUGCUCUGCAUGACAUGAGUCUAACAAACGAUGACAUGGUUCGUCAGCCGGUCAGGUUAGGGAAAAUGGACAUACUUGCACGUGGUCAGUUAUGACGCUUAGUUUAAUUUGUUUCAUCGCUCUGUGUUUUACCGCCGUAUAAAAGGCACCAAACAUUCCUGUAGUAUUUUUGGAUGUUUAUAACAGCUCACACAUUCUGUUCUCGAUUGGCCAGUGCAUGAUUGUGUUUGAUUAGUUUGCUAAUACUUUGGGGGUGAACAUACAUAUGCCUCAGGAUUUAAGAAGAAACACUGGAGAUGGUCUCGUGGCUAAAAUGGCAGGAGGAAGUCCUUCAAACUAAUGACAACCUCUGUAUAGCUGGUUGUCUGUUAUGGGAUAUGAUGCAUCUUCUGUGUAAGUCACAUGUUCGCAGCCUGGUCCUUGCAGAGCCCCAGACAAUCCAUGUUUCUGCUUAAUGGGAGCUAGGAGGGAGCAAAAACGUGGCCCGUCUUGGUUUCCCCGAAGACCGGAUUGGGCAACACUGCCUUAGAGUAGUGUUUCCCAACCUGGUCCUCAGGGACCCACAUCCGGUCCAUGUUUUGCUCCCUCCAAGCCCCCUAUUAGAUAAUCUACAUUUUUGUUCCCUGGACGGGAGCAAAAACACAGACUGACUGUGGGUCCCCGGGGACCGGAUUGGAAAGCACUGCCUUAGAGAAUCAGAAUUGAAUUAUAGGGAGACCUGCUUCGGCAUUGUGGUAGUGGCAGCAGAUAUUCCUGACAUGCAGAGCAGCGCUGGGAGCACAUGGCGAAAAUGCGGUUACCUCCAAGUCUUGUCUUUUUGUAUAACACCCUGACCCCCCCUCCCAUU
Messenger RNA from Brienomyrus brachyistius, 1621 nucleotides. It is a transcript of the gene hmgn3, whose product is annotated as high mobility group nucleosomal binding domain 3. Bases 146 to 538 code for a protein of 130 amino acids. The transcript has 6 exons. NCBI's taxonomy places the organism in Eukaryota, Metazoa, Chordata, Actinopteri, Osteoglossiformes, Mormyridae. Gene Ontology annotation, cellular component: nucleus; chromatin. Gene Ontology annotation, molecular function: nucleosomal DNA binding. Gene Ontology annotation, biological process: chromatin organization. The record is from RefSeq and is a predicted model, not a curated record.